UUAGUUACGUGAUUUACCAACGUCCUGCUUUUGUAUUACCACAACUCUUUUACAUUAUGCCUCAUAACUUGAAACUAAAGGAGCUCAUUUGUAUGAUAAGGAACUGCAAAACAGCUGCUGAAGAAAGAAACGUCGUAUCUAAAGAAUGUGCCCAAAUAAGAACUGCAUUUAAAAAUGAGGUUUUGGAAUACCGAACUCGGAAUGUAGCAAAGAUCUUAUAUCUUUAUAUGCUUGGCUAUCCCGCUCACUUUGGACAACUAGAAGUUUUAAAGCUCAUCUCAUCCUCUCAAUUUCUUGACAAAAGGUUGGGCUAUCUCGGAGCCAUGUUGCUACUGGAUGAACAAAGCGACCUUCAGCUUUUGCUUACUAACUGCUUGAAAAGUGAUCUAAAUUCUCGCUUCCACUACGUAACUUGUACUGCUCUCUGUACACUUGGUAAUAUCUGCUCAACCGAUAUGGCCAGAGAUUUAGCUGUUGAAGUGGAAAACUUACUUAAAAGUCAUAAUAGAACUAUUGUGAAAAAGGCUGCUCUUUGCGCCUGUCGUCUUGUCAGAAAAUCUCCAGAAUUGGUCGAGAAUUUUCUUUUUCUCGUGGAAGAUUUGUUGGAUGAAAGAUAUCACGGGCUCAUGCUAACAGGCGUUACUCUUCUAAUUGAAAUGUGCUUAGUUAGUAAAGAAGCCUUACAGUUCUCCUAUAAAUUACUUGGAAAAAUUAUUCGCAUUUUAAAAAUGCUUCUAACCUGCGGGUAUAGUCCGGAGAAUGAGAUUGGCGGAAUCACUGAUCCUUUUCUUCAAGUAAAACUUAUUCAACUUUUGGGCGUUCUUGGUCACGUGAACCCUCAAGCCUCUUCGGAAUUGAACAGUGUUCUUACUCAGGUUUCUUCCCACACCCAAUCGUUCAAAAACGCAGGAAAUGCAGUACUUUAUGAAACUGUUCGCGCCAUUUUCAAAGUCAAGGCAGAUGACGAGCUUAAAAUUUUUGCUAUAAAUAUUCUCGGGCGCUUUCUUUCUGGCAAUGAUAAGAACAUCCGUUACAUCGCUUUAAAUUCUUUGAUUCGCUGUGUGCACGUGGAUAUAAAAGCCGUUCAAAGGCACAGAGACACGAUUAUUGAGUGCUUGAAGGAUCUGGACGUCUCCAUUCGCCGGCGAGCUCUUGAGCUUUUGUUUGUGCUGAUCAACCGAGACAACAUUGGCUCCUUGACUCACGACAUCCUUCAAUUUUUGCACGUGUGCGAGUCGGAAUUCAAGCCGUACAUCUGCACGCAACUUGUUCGAGCUUGUUUGAAGGACGCCCCGAGUGGCCGCUGGUAUGUCGAUACGGUUUUGCAAUGUCUUAAACUGGCUGGGAGUUAUUUUGAACCGGAACUCGUAUGCGAAGUUAUUCGUUCCUUUGGAUCUCUAUCAGAACUACACUCAUAUAUUUCUAGAAAUCUUUUUUUAUUGCUCGAGGACGAUAUUAGUGCGCAACCUGUAGUACAAAUAUCCGUUUGGUGUAUCGGAGAGUUCGGAGAAGUUUUACCGACCCCCAGUGUGAAGGACGAACCCCACGUGACGCCUACCGAAGAGACGAUUAUUGAUUUGCUGGAGUCUAUUCUUCAGUCCUCUACCACAUCUUCACUAAGCCGCGAGUACCUUCUAACUGCCCUUGCAAAGCUGUCUGCCCGGUUUCCCGCCACAACCAGGCGGAUACGGGCGAUAAUGGAGCCGUUUACUUCCCACAUAGAUGUUGAACUCCAGCAGCGGUCCCUCGAAUAUGUGUCAUUAUUUGAACAACAUGCAUUGAGAGACGCGAUACUUGAACGAAUGCCAUUGCAGUGCGCCGAGGAAAGUCGUUUGGGUAAAGAGGAAGCUUCUCUUACUUAUAAAUCUGAAAGCAGGCUUUCCGCUCACUCGCCACUGGAUCAGCACGACACUAAAAAAGUAUCGGAAGCUACCAGCGAUUUACUUGCAUUGUUUGGCUCUGAUACUGGCCGGCCUGCCUUUUCAACCGUUCACAACGAGGAGACUUCAGCCACACCUGGCAGACAGCCUACUGCAAACUCGGUUGGCGGACUCUUAAGCUUGUUCGACGAACCCACCGCGUUGUCCGCAGCUGACGGAAUAAACGUUUAUCGCCACGAAGGCAUUGAGAUCCGAGUCCAAUCACUCUCUAGUUCAACCGAGGAAAGUACUUUUCUUGCUCGAAUCUCUAAUGCGGGACCGUUUGCAGCUGAAAGUUUUGUAAUGCAGAUUGCCGUGCCAAAGUCAAUGAACUUGAAGUUAUAUCCUGCGUCCAGUAACUAUAUUCCUGCUAAUACUUUAGAAACAGUUACGCAGAAAUUUCAAAUAUUUAAUGCUUCAAAGCAAACACUUCGAUUACGAAUAAAAGUUUCCUACGUUUUGAAUGGAAAGCGAAUUUGCGACAUCCAGGACGUUAACGAACUUUCAUAA
Zophobas morio is the source of this 2429-nucleotide messenger RNA. Its product is annotated as AP-1 complex subunit gamma-1-like. Gene Ontology annotation, molecular function: clathrin-cargo adaptor activity. Gene Ontology annotation, cellular component: membrane coat; Golgi apparatus; AP-1 adaptor complex. Gene Ontology annotation, biological process: Golgi to vacuole transport; intracellular protein transport. The record is from RefSeq and is a predicted model, not a curated record. The transcript is spliced from 21 exons. Lineage: Eukaryota; Metazoa; Arthropoda; Insecta; Coleoptera; Tenebrionidae. The coding region runs from base 57 to 2429 and encodes 790 amino acids.